AUGCUCUUCCCCUCGGAGAGCUCCCGCAACACCACGGCGGGGAACUGCAGCGACGGGUUCAACCUGACGCGGCGGCCCGACGCGGCCGCCGGAAACGACACCGGGGGGCCGGACCCGUUCGGGCGCAACGAGGAGGUCGCCAAGCUGGAGAUCACCGUGCUGAGCCUCGCGUUCGUCGCCGCGGUGGCGGGCAACGCGAGCGUGCUGCUGGCCAUGCACCGCACGCGGCGGAAACCGUCGCGCGUGCACCUGUUCAUGAAGCACCUGAGCCUCGCGGACCUGGUGGUGGCCUUCUUCCAGGUGCUGCCGCAGCUCUGCUGGGAGGUCACGUUCCGGUUCUCCGGGCCGGACCCCCUGUGCCGCGUCGUGAAGCACCUCCAGGUGCUGGGCAUGUUCGCCUCCACCUACAUGAUGGUGAUGAUGACCCUGGACCGCUACAUCGCCAUCUGCCACCCGCUGCAGACGCUCCAGCAGCCGACGCAGCGCGCGCACAUCAUGAUCGGGUCCACGUGGGCGUGCAGCCUGGUGCUCAGCCUCCCGCAGUACUUGAUCUUCUCCCUGAGCGAGGUGCACCCGGGCUCCGAGGUCUACGACUGCUGGGGCCACUUCGCGGAGCCGUGGGGGCUGCGCGCGUACAUCACCUGGAUGACGGCGGGUAUCUUCCUCGUGCCCGUGGCCGUGCUCGUGUUCUGCUACGGACUCAUCUGCCGCACCAUCUGGAGGAACCUCAAGUACAAGACCCGGAGGAAGACCACCGUGGGCUCGGUGGCGGAGUCCACCAAGACCGGGGUCCUGGGCCGCGGCUCCGUGAGCAGCGUGGGCACCAUCUCCCGUGCCAAAUUACGCACGGUGAAGAUGACGUUCGUGAUCGUGCUGGCCUACGUGGUGUGCUGGGCGCCGUUCUUCACCGUGCAGAUGUGGUCCGUGUGGGACGAGAGCUUCUCCUGGGCCGACUCUGAGAACGCGGCGGUGACGCUCGCCGCCCUGCUGGCCAGCCUGAACAGCUGCUGCAACCCGUGGAUCUACAUGGUGUUCAGCGGCCACCUGAUGGCCGGCCUGCCGUGCCGCCGGCCCCCGAGGGCCCGCUGCGGCCCGCAGGACUCGGACAGCAGCCUCCGCCGGACCACGCUGCUGUCCCGCCUGCAGGGCUCGCGCCUCUCCGACCCGUCCAGAGACCUGGACCCGGCGGGCCGGAACAACGCAGUGCAGGUCCAGACCGUGUCCUGAGUUCCUGGACCUGGUCCACGUGGGUCUGGGUUUCAUUUAGUUUCUGUUUAAGGACAAGAGAAAACACGAGCAGCUGGUUUCAGGGUUCUGCCUCAAGUUCUGGAGAGAACAGCUGGACCUGGUCUGGUCUGGUUCAGCUGGACCUGGUCUGGUUCAGGUCUGUUCUGGUCUGUUACGGUCUGGUUCAGUUGGAACUCGUCUGUUUUACAACAACAAAAGGUACUCAGGCUGCAGUGAAUGUGUAUUUAUUUCAUGAUAUUAAACAAUUUGUUACAAUCUUGUUUAUUGAUUAUUGAUCAUUUUCUCUACAAAAUGUCUGAAAAUCGUGAGCGUUUGUGUUUGAAGCUGAACGUUGAGGUGUCAUGUUUCACAAUAACGCAGAUCAAAGUGUCGUCUUGUUUUUGUGGCUUUAACUUUAACUUUAGACGUUAAUGUUGCGAUAGAAAAAUAAUGUAAAGUUCACUUUAACUCUUCUUGUUUCCGUUUGAACGUCACAAACUUUAAUAAAACUUUAUUAUUACUGUUGAGAAGAAUAAGAAUAUUUAGUCCGUUUAUUCACAUUGUUUAUUAUCAUUUUCAUCCCUAUUUAAAGGAGUGAAAGAUAACGCAUGUAAUGUUGGAUAUUUAACAAUUAGUUUAAUAUAAAUAACAUUAAAUGUGAGAAAGCACAUCAACAGCUGCUUUACAUUGGAGUCUAUGGGAAGAGAAGUAUUGUUGUUGUAAAGAUGUAAUGUAUUCUAUACAUUGUUGAUACAUGA
This is a messenger RNA of Pseudoliparis swirei, 1985 nucleotides long. RefSeq names its product arg8-vasotocin receptor-like. Gene Ontology annotation, biological process: positive regulation of vasoconstriction; G protein-coupled receptor signaling pathway; regulation of systemic arterial blood pressure by vasopressin. NCBI's taxonomy places the organism in Eukaryota, Metazoa, Chordata, Actinopteri, Perciformes, Liparidae. Gene Ontology annotation, cellular component: membrane. Gene Ontology annotation, molecular function: vasopressin receptor activity; peptide binding. The transcript is spliced from 2 exons. The coding region runs from base 1 to 1227 and encodes 408 amino acids. The record is from RefSeq and is a predicted model, not a curated record.